Molecule: messenger RNA, 557 nt
Organism: Esox lucius (northern pike)
Lineage: Eukaryota; Metazoa; Chordata; Actinopteri; Esociformes; Esocidae
Product: synapse differentiation-inducing gene protein 1-like
Exons: 2
Coding region: 68-322 (84 amino acids)
Cellular component (GO): membrane
Source: RefSeq, a predicted model, not a curated record
CCCCAUCACUUCUCUGGGACAGACACUGACCAACUCAUAAGACGUUCAACUACAGAAGUGCUUGGAAAUGGAAGGAAACAAAUCUCGCACCAAUGCCCCAACCUACCUGGCAUGGUCCAUUUUCAACACUUUAUGUUGCUGUCUGCCACUUGGAAUUGCUGCAAUAGUUUGCUCAUGCAAGGCGGAUAAUGCAAACGAAGUUGGGGCGGCAGAAAGAGCAGCAGAAGCAUCCAGGACAGCCAAGAUACUCAACAUCAUUGGACUUGUUAUUGGAAUUGUAAUGAUCAUCAUUAUUGUUGUUCUGAAUUUCAUACGUACAUGAGGAAAGACCAAUGUCUUUGUACCUUUUUACCAUUGCAUUCCUGGGCAUUUGUAGAAUAUAUCAGAUCAGCCCUGAGGAAGACUAGCUAAUCCCCUAAUCAAGCCCCAGUGUAAAUAAAUACUCUGAAAGCAAUUAUUAUGCCAGUGCUUACAGUGUAUAAAGGAAAUAGAAGUUACUGCUUUGAGAAAAUGUUUAAAGAUUUCACUGUAUGAAUAAACACAUCAAUUCAACAAAA